GGAGAUGCAAAAACAAGUACAGAGCUCACUAAAGAAAAAAUAAAAUCUGCUCUUUCGUCCAAAGAUGCUUCCUAUAUACUUGAAAAGAUCAGUUGCAACACCGAGCGUGUCUUUAAUAAGACCAAAGACCAACAACAACGUAAAUUUGAUAAACUAUUGCAGGAGAAACAGUCCUCUGUUUCGACGACCAAUGCACCUUGUAUUGACAAGAACAAAUGGUUUAUCAAUUUAUCCUCAAGGUGCUUAAGCGACUGAGGUUUUGCUGCUGCAGAAAGGGUUAAAUUUCUCAAUAAUUACUCCAACGAGCAUCCCAGCCACUGAGAUAGUUGCCAAAGUCGAGUCUGCUAUAAUACCACUUGACACAGAACAAGCCGACUCAGUCAAAAGAACUGUUAAUAAUCUUCUCCAAAAGGCACAGCCACCUUAG
Porites lobata is the source of this 427-nucleotide messenger RNA. The record is from the annotation of a GenBank genome assembly. Lineage: Eukaryota; Metazoa; Cnidaria; Anthozoa; Scleractinia; Poritidae.